Molecule: messenger RNA, 792 nt
Organism: Auxenochlorella protothecoides
Lineage: Eukaryota; Viridiplantae; Chlorophyta; Trebouxiophyceae; Chlorellales; Chlorellaceae
Product: 40S ribosomal protein S4-3
Exons: 5
Coding region: 1-792 (263 amino acids)
Biological process (GO): translation
Cellular component (GO): cytosolic small ribosomal subunit; ribosome
Molecular function (GO): RNA binding; structural constituent of ribosome
Source: RefSeq, a predicted model, not a curated record
AUGGUUCGCGGACCUAAGAAGCACCUGAAGCGGCUGAAUGCGCCCAAGCACUGGAUGCUGGACAAGCUGGGCGGAAUUUUUGCUCCCAAGCCCAGCGCCGGCCCACACAAGACCCGGGAGUGCCUGCCACUCAUCCUGCUGCUGCGCAACCGUCUGAAGUAUGCCCUGACCGGUCGUGAGGUCGUGGCCAUCCUGAAGAACCGCCUGGUGCAGGUGGACGGCAAGGUGAGGACCGACAAGACCUACCCCGUGGGCUUCAUGGAUACCAUCACCAUCCCCAAGACCGACGAGCACUUCCGCUUGGUGUACGAUGCCAAGGGGCGCUUUGUGGUGCACCGCAUCUCCAAGGAGGAGGCCACCUACAAGCUGUGCAAGGUGAAGAGGAUGCAGUUCGGCAAGGGCGCCAUCCCCUACAUUGCCACCCACGACGGCCGCACCAUCCGCUACCCCGACCCUGACAUCAGGGAAAACGACACCGUCCUGCUGGAUCUGGAGACCGGCAAGAUCCGCGAGUUCGUGCACUUUGACGUCGGCUCCCUGGUCAUGGUGACCGGCGGGCACAACAACGGGCGCGUGGGCACCAUCACCCGCAAGGAGAAGCACAAGGGCUCCUUCGACAUCGUGUACAUCCGCGACGCCGUGGGCCACUCCUUCGCCACCCGUGCCACCAACGUGUUCGUCAUCGGCAAGGGCGACAAGCCGCUGGUCAGCCUGCCCAAGGGCAAGGGCAUCCGGCAGUCCAUCCUGCAGGAGCAGGCCAAGAUCUUUGGCAAGACCGCGGCCGUGCACUGA